GGUGUGGCCUGAGUUCACUCAGCUGACUGUCCGCCAUUUUGUCCGCCGCUCCGGCUUUUACCUCAGAAAAAGCGCCGGUGGGGCGGGAGGCAAAGAAAAGGGGAAGGGGAGCAGGCGGGCAAACCGGCGACGCUCUUUCCAGCCCACGGGAUGUGACCCGCCGCCGACCUGCCUUUCUCUGCCUGAUUCCUGACUCCUGUGGCGUGUCUUCCUUUCUAAGCGGAACGCUGCCUUCUUUUUCAUUUAGUUUGGCUUCUCCCGCUCCGUCGGCUCUCCCUCUCCACGAUGGCGUUGAAGAUGGUGAAGGGGAGCAUCGACCGCAUGUUUGACAAGAACCUGCAGGAUCUGGUGCGGGGCAUCCGCAACCAUAAGGAGGAUGAGGCAAAGUACAUCUCUCAAUGCAUUGAUGAGAUCAAACAAGAACUGAAGCAGGAUAAUAUUGCUGUGAAAGCAAAUGCUGUUUGCAAGCUCACCUAUUUGCAGAUGCUGGGCUAUGAUAUCAGUUGGGCAGCAUUCAACAUCAUUGAAGUAAUGAGUGCAUCCAAGUUCACUUUUAAAAGGAUUGGAUAUUUGGCUGCUUCUCAGUGUUUUCAUGAAGGAACAGAUGUUAUAAUGCUGACAACUAACCAGAUCCGAAAG
Messenger RNA from Thamnophis sirtalis, 639 nucleotides. Lineage: Eukaryota; Metazoa; Chordata; Lepidosauria; Squamata; Natricidae. The record is from RefSeq and is a predicted model, not a curated record.